Molecule: messenger RNA, 2500 nt
Organism: Fusarium oxysporum Fo47
Lineage: Eukaryota; Fungi; Ascomycota; Sordariomycetes; Hypocreales; Nectriaceae
Product: ADA HAT complex component 1
Exons: 1
Coding region: 152-2041 (629 amino acids)
Source: RefSeq, a predicted model, not a curated record
UCUCUCGCAAACUUGGCACCCGCUCCCAUAAUUUUCACCCGUCUUCAAACCCACACACAGCUGCUGCCUGUCGCAUUGAUACAAAAGCUCGCUACGGCCCUUCCGUCGUGACUUUUUGGUCUCCUCCUUGACUUCUUGUCGAGGUAUCCUCAUGUUUCGAUUCUGGACAUCUGAAUCACGGGGAAGCGACAAGACGCUGCCGGCAACACCACCAAUCGCAGACCUGCUGAAGCCAUUUCAGUCACCCCUGUUACCAGAAACGAAAGUAUCAGGGUCGCCCGAGGCGCAGCCUCCUAAACGGAGACGGCCAAGCGUAUAUGGCUCUGAUGAAACGUCCGAUAUGAACGUGCCUAUAAAGCGCGCCAAGAUAGACCUAGAUAUAAUAGGCGACAGUUUCUCAGCAUCCGGCCCAAAACCACAAGAAAGUCCUACGGCCUCUAGUUUGGACGAUGCCCGGGAUGAGAUUCGCCAUCAGUUUGGUCUUGAAAUUUUGCUAAAGCAUGAUGAACUUCGGCUCAUUAACCAGGAACUCGCGAAAUGUCAGGUUGCUCUGGAGCAGCUCCGACGUUGUCAUCUCAUCCCUUACCCUGUGAAUUGCCCAACUCCUGAACAGAUGCUGAAUGUCAGUGCCGGAAAGGGGCCAGCUAUUCAGUCACGUCCGGGGGAAGCUGUACCAAGGUGGGCACCCCCGUUUGGUGUCGUUGAUGGCCCAUAUGCCAGACACUAUGCCAAGUGGCUUAUUCCUGAUCCUUCGUUUGAUGGCAUACAGCCCGAGUGGCAUUUUACUCCAGAAGCCUCACGCGCGAGAGCUUCGUUUGCUGAAGGGCGGACGACAAGAAAUAGCUUCACCGAAUCUGGAACUUCGCUCAAGGCCCGUUCAGGCCGUGGAGCUGGGAGUCAGAAGUUACAAUCUUUGUCAAGUGGCUAUCCUCAACCAAAAGACAAGGCUGGCCCAUGUAUCUUGAAGCGCGCCGAUGGGAAGACGGUAAAGUUGGUAUGUCUUGAUUGCAACCGGGAGAACUUUUCAAGUACUCAGGGAUUUAUCAAUCACUGCCGCAUUGCUCAUAAGAGGGACUUCAAGAGCCACGAGGAAGCAGCCGUUCAGAGCGGACAUCCAAUUGAAGUAACAGAAGGGGGGGUUGUUGGAGAGGAAAAGGCGCCUACACCGACCAUGCCAACUCUGACUUCCACUUCUGUGCAUCCUUUCGCCCAACCUGAUAUGACUGAACAGCAGGCAUACAUUGCUCUCAGAUCAAGAAUUGCCGAUUCGCUUAGGCUUUAUCAUCAAGGCAAGCUGCCUGGCGUCACUCAUAUCCCUUCGCUUCAUGGCGAACCUCGUGGGCGUGAAGUGCAAAUGACUGGCUCUGUCGCAGGAGCUUCGGAUGUGCCCUUUCUCUCACAUCUACUGCAAAGUCGGAAGUUCGACGGCAACUUACGUGAACUGGUUGCAGAUGCAAAGACAAAGAUUGCAUUGGACGAUAUGACUUCCGGUGAAGAAUCGGAGCCUGCUGAGACAUCAAUUGAGGAGAUGGAACUAGGAGACCCGUCUGCUGUGCGAAAACCAGUCGUUAUGCGCGUGCCCGCAAAGGCUACUCAUUCUCCAACUGUCAUGGCCGCAUCAGUCCAUUCAGCCAGUAGCAAAGGUCGUGCCCCUCCAAUCGCUUUCAAGACGUCUGCAAACUGCGGAUCGCGUAAUGCGAAUCCUGUACUUUCAGACGAAGAUUUGGACAUGGAAGAUGUUGACAUGAGCCCCAAUACCAUGGUCAGCAACAAUGCGCCUUCCCUUGUUAGUGAUGAUGGAGAGUACGAUGAUACAGAUGAUGGCUCCUCUGUUUCUGGCACAAGUGAUCAUCUCGAAACCGAGUCAGUGUCGGACGUAGAAGAGAUCACGUUGGAUGACGACCAGGAUUCGCGCUCACUGCGUCGGGGAUCCAGCGGCGCAUCAGGCGCCGUAAGGCUUCGUAAGGACGACCCCAAGCAUGUCACUCUGAUGACGCCGGUCAAGAGUAAUGCCAGGGAACGAAGGUCGCGUAAACUCUGAACUAUUGGAACAUAGCAUCUACACAUUGUGUGCCGAUCUUUCCACCCAUUAUUGCCAACGCUAUACAGUCACAAACCAUUGGAUUCGCCUUUCUUCUUGAACCACCGAUUUUCAACCAUAUAUUUUUUUAGUCAAUAUGUUACGAACAACCACUGGGAACAGGUCACGAUUGAGAAACGACAACUGCUUGGUUUCAGUCUGUCACAAACGAAAAUUGGGGCUAUUGGGGGCGCUUUGUGAGAUUACAGUACGGGAAACGUGCGGUCUUGUUUGAAUUAGAGAAUUAUGUAUAUUCACUGAGGCGCUACGGAACGGGACUUCUUAUUGGAAUGCAGUUUGGUUGUUGCACCUCUGUUUUGUUUUCGUUAUUAGUAUGUUGAGCGAUUAUCCCUAGACAAGAAGGGACAUGUUGUACGAUCGGAAUAGUUAUAUCAAGAGUUUAGUUUCAAACAGUUCCGC